Molecule: messenger RNA, 1080 nt
Organism: Saccoglossus kowalevskii
Lineage: Eukaryota; Metazoa; Hemichordata; Enteropneusta; Harrimaniidae
Source: RefSeq, a predicted model, not a curated record
CAGCGCUCUGACUUCCAAAAUCACCUGCCUGAUACGAGAGGUUUCCAUGUCUUCACCAGUUCGCACAGACUUCACGCAUCUACAAAGAUUUUGAAAUGAUGCCAUCGAUUUGUCAGGGUUAGGUCAGGUGCAGGGAAAGGGUUAUAGUUCACCUACACGAUUAGGAUUCCGUUGUGUGUAUAUGUACUAUAAGAUGGUACAGUGUUGACGCAGCUUGUUGGUUUUAAAUCCAAAGAUCGUCGGCGCACACCAGCAGUUUUCAGUGAAAUAGGAGGCACGGCCUGUACUUAAACAGAACGGCAUGCACAAAUCGUAUUCUAAAGAGCUAAAGGAGCGAAAGCUUCGCCUAAAAUAUGGAGUAGAUAUGGUGCCACGAACGGAAUACGCGUCAUCUAGCGAAUCCGGUGAAUCAAGUCCUUCUCACUCACCGCCUUACAUCACAUCGUCAGCGCCCUCAUCGCCAACGUACACUUACAGAACGCCCCAUUAUGGAACGCAUCCGGAACACCAUGGCAGCAGAAGUCGGCUAUAUUCCGCCGGUACCAAUAAAGAACAAUCCGCUCCAAGAAAUCCUCCCCCAUCAAUGGGUGCAAAAAGUUCAAGUUCAGGAAGUCUGUUAAAAGAUCUGGAAAGACUACGACAGGCUCAGCGGGAACGAGGUGAAAAACUGGGUCGAACAGUAGACCAGACAGAAGUCAUGGCAGACAGGGCGUCUGUUUUUUCCAGAACAACCAAGGCUCUUGAAAAGAAGCACAGAGACAAGGCCAAGUCAUGGUGGCCAUUUUGAUGACAAAUUUAUUCUACUCUUCGAAUCUUCCUCUCUUUAGACCAGUCUGCCUAUAUUACAAUGUAUGUACCUUAUAUUGUCGGAAGAAACCCGAAAACAUUUUUCUCUUGCGAGUUUUGGAUAUUCUUUCUCUCUCAAGGAGUGGGUUAUUUUACUUAUUUAUAUACAUAAGUGUGAACUGGAGAUAUGUAUUUACCAAACAAACAAACACGCACACACACAUAUAUGUACAUACAGGGCAAAUAUUGCAUGCGACAUCAUGUAGUGACCGGUGUAAUUGCAACCUACCGGUG